This is a messenger RNA of Emiliania huxleyi CCMP1516, 1041 nucleotides long. Its product is annotated as 2-nitropropane dioxygenase. Gene Ontology annotation, biological process: proteolysis. The record is from RefSeq and is a predicted model, not a curated record. The coding region runs from base 1 to 1041 and encodes 346 amino acids. Gene Ontology annotation, molecular function: nitronate monooxygenase activity; aspartic-type endopeptidase activity. The transcript is spliced from 2 exons. Lineage: Eukaryota; Haptophyta; Isochrysidales; Noelaerhabdaceae.
AUGAAGCCACGCUGUCUGCUGCCCCUGACCCGCCGGCUGUCGACGCGGCGCGAGCUGCUCUCUGCCUCGACCCGGCGCCUGCUCGCCGACACCGGCGCCUCGAUUCCCAUCGUAAAGGGGCCAAUGUACCCGGGCAGCAACCCGGAGCUCGUCGCAGCGGUCUCCGCGGCGGGGGGAUUUGGCGUGGUCCAGCCAAUCUCGCUGACCCACCUUUACGGGUACGACUUUCGCGAGGGCCUGCGCCUCAUCAAGUCGCUCACGUCACGACCCUUUGGCGUCAACUUCACCAUCCUCGAGAAUGCAAAGUACAAGCGUCAAAUGGAGGAGUGGAUGGACAUCUCUGUGGACGAGGGCGUCAAGUUCUUCUUGACGUCGCUCGGGAAGCCGGGCAAGAUCGUCGCCUUUGCGGAGCGGCACGGCGUGAAGGUGUAUCACGACGUCCACACGCCUGAAGUCGCUCGAAAGGUGGCCGACGAGGGCGUCGCCGGCCUGAACUGCCUCAACAGCUCGAUGGGAGGCCAGACCGGCAAUCGGUCUGCGGAGCAGUUUGCGGCGGAGCUCUCCAAGGGCGGCUUCGGCGACCUGCCUCUCCUGCAGGCGGGCGGCGUCGGGGGCGACCCGCAGGGGCUGCGCGACGCUCUCGACAUGGGGUACGCCGGCUGCCAGCUCGGCACUCGCUUUCUCGCGACGCACGAGGCGCGGGUGACGGACAGCUACAAGCGGGCGAUCGUGGACGCGAGCGCCGACGACAUCGUCUGGACGAAUAAGCUGGCGGGGACGAACUCCUCAGUCAUUCGCACGGCACAGGUGGAGCGGGGGGGGCUGCAAGUGAACGCGCUGGUCGCGUUCCUGCUGCAGAACCGCUGGACGAAGCUGCUGACCCGCACGCUGAUGCUGAGCCGCGCGAUGGAGACGUACAAGCGGGCCGCCUUUGAGGAGGAUUACGAGGUCUGGCAGGCGGGCAGGGGCGUUAGCAGCAUACACGCCGUCGAGAGCUGUGAGCAGGUCCUGAGCAGAUUCGGCGAGGUCGCGCGGGCGUGA